Molecule: messenger RNA, 2160 nt
Organism: Cricetulus griseus (Chinese hamster)
Lineage: Eukaryota; Metazoa; Chordata; Mammalia; Rodentia; Cricetidae
Source: RefSeq, a predicted model, not a curated record
AUGCAUUGUGGAGAAUUAUUCUUGAUACUCUGUGUUCUCAUUGUUAAAAGUGCCUCAAAGAAUUGCAUUCACCGCCCACAAAUUCACACGAUAGAGGGGGAGCCUUUUUAUCUGAAGCCUUGUGGCGUAUCGUCAUCCGUGCACAAGAAUGGAACAGCCACUAUACGAUGGUUCAAAGGCAACGCUUCACAUGGAUACAGAGAGCUGAACACUGAGAGCUCACCCAGAAUUACUUUGAAUAGUUAUGAUUUGGAAUUCUGGCCAGUUGAGCUGGAGGAUGAGGGAACAUACUUUUCCCAAGUGGGAAAUGAUCUUCAAAAUUGGACCCUAACUGUCAUCAAAAGAAAUGAACAUAGCUGUUUUUCUGAAAAACUUGUGAAAAAUAGAAAUGUAGAAGUCAAGAAAUCUUUGCAGAUAACAUGUGAAAACCCCAACUACAGUGAGCCGACCAAGCACACAUCGCUGUAUAAGAACUGUAAGGAAAUAGUCAAACCUCCAAUGGUCCAGAAGGAUGCUGAAUUUGGAGAUGAGGGCUAUUACUCUUGUGUGUUUUCUCUCCGUCACAAUGGGAAACAGUACAACAUCACCAAGACCAUCAAUAUAACAGUUACUAAAGGGAACAGUAAAAUAACUCCAGCUAUUUUGGGACCAAAGUUUGACACUGUUAAAGUAGAACUCGGAAAAGAUGUGGAACUUAACUGCACUGCUUUACUGAAUAAAAAUGAUCUAUUUUAUUGGAGCAUCAGGAAAGAAGACAUAUCAAACCCUAAUGUGCUUGAAGACACAAACAAGACAACUUGGACUUCUGAAGGCAAACUGCAUGCUUUUAAAAAACUGAGAAUUCGGAAUAUUAAUGAAAAGAAUCUCAAUGUUUUAUAUAAUUGUACAGUGACCAAUGAGGAAGCCACAGACACCAAAAGCUUCAUCUUGGUGAGAAAAGAGAUAGCUGAUAUCCCGGGCCAUGUCUUUGUGAGGGGCAUAAUCGUGGCAGUUUUCAUCUCUGUGGCAGUAGUGUGUGUGGUGACUUUGUGUGUCAUUUAUAAGGUUGACUUAGUUCUAUUCUACAGACGCUUGGUGGAAAGAGAUGAGACAUUAACAGAUGGCAAGACAUAUGAUGCUUUUGUGUCUUACCUGAGAGAGUGUCAUCCUGAGAAUGGAGAAGAAUACACUUUUGCUGUGGACACUCUACCCAGGGUCCUGGAGAAACAAUUUGGAUACAAAUUAUGCAUUUUUGAAAGAGAUGUGGUGCCUGGUGGAGCUGUUGUUGAUGAGAUCCAUUCACUGAUAGAAAAAAGCCGGCGGCUAAUCAUCCUCCUGAGCAAAAAUUACCUGGCUCAUGGAACCAGGCUGGAACUUGAGAGUGGACUCCACAAGGCGCUGGUGGAGAGGAAGAUUAAAAUUAUCUUGAUCGAGUUUCCUCCAGCCAGCAGCUUCACUUUUCUGCCCCCAUCGCUGAAGCUUCUGAAGCCCUACAGAGUUCUGAAAUGGAAGGCUGACAACUCACUUUCUUAUAACUCGAGGUUCUGGAAGAAUCUUCUUUACUUGAUGCCGGCAAAACCCAACAAGCCAUGGAGAGAAGAAUCUGAAGCACUGACAGUUCUUUCAGCACCUUGGUCUUCAACAAAGCUCCAUGUCAGAACUGAAGGGAACUGAACUGAGCUGGACUGAGCUGAGCUGAGCUGAACUGAAGCCCUGCUUGAGGCCCUGCGUGUGCCUAUUCACAACAGGGACUGUCACUCAAAAUACCGAAUUCUGUGAUCAUCUCUCCGACUCCCAGUUAGAAGAUUAGAUCUGUCAUUGGGUCAUCAUAGAGGAAACAAAACCUGAACUCCUAGAAGACCUUGGGAUUCACAAGAAAUCAGUCUGUUAAUCUUCCUUCUCCUCAAGCAGUGGUUCUCAAUCUGUUGGUCCCAAACCUUUUAGCAAAUCUCUAUCUUCAAAAAAGUUACACUAUAGUUCAUAACAGUGGCAAACUUACAGUUAUGAAGUAGCAAUGAAAAUAAUGUUAUGGUUGGAGGCCACCGUAAGAUGAGGGACUGUAUUAAAGGGUCUAAGCUUGAGGAAGGUUGAGAACCAGUGCCCUAAAGUUAUCUGCACUCUACCCCCACAUUCAGUAAAGGUGGGACGAGACACACAAGCUGAUUUAUGCCACACAACAAG